Molecule: messenger RNA, 2204 nt
Organism: Gymnodraco acuticeps
Lineage: Eukaryota; Metazoa; Chordata; Actinopteri; Perciformes; Bathydraconidae
Product: tissue factor-like
Exons: 7
Coding region: 71-925 (284 amino acids)
Biological process (GO): blood coagulation
Cellular component (GO): membrane
Molecular function (GO): protein binding
Source: RefSeq, a predicted model, not a curated record
CAGCCUCCUCUCUGGGUUCAGAUCUAACUGGGUCAAGCUCUAAGGAGGAAGGAUUUUAGGUUGAGUUAACAUGGCAUCUCUGAGAACUGUGAUCUGUCUGGGGGUCUGUCUGUACACGUGGAUCCUCACUGCUGCAGAAAACAACGUGCCCAAAGCAGAGAAUUUAAAAUGGGUUUCUCUGGACUUUAAAACCAUCAUCAAUUGGACUACUGCAGAAUCUAACUACAAAUACACUGUCUCCGUCUCCAGUGAUGACAAUAAUUGGAGUUCGAGUCAAGACUGCAUCCGGAUGACCGAGUCAGAGUGUGAUCUGACCGAACACCUCACACCCUACGACAGGGCCUACACGGUUGAUAUCCAGACUGAACCUGAUCUGGUGAACUAUGAGGAGGACCUGGAGAACUACCCUCACACGUACUCUGAUCCCUUCAACCCCUACAAAGAGAGUAAAAUCAGUGCGGUGGACAUCACGGUGGAGGCUGUGGAUGAGAACAGAGUCAUGGUCAACAUCACAGAUCCUCUGACCGGGAUUCACCGGCGUGGGAAGCAGCUCAGCCUCAGAGACGUCCUCAAAAAUGACCUCAAGUAUAAGAUCAGCUACAACAAGCCUGGAAGUACAGGCAAGAGAGACAUCAUAUCUGACUCGAGUAUGGCCGAGGUGUCGAAGCUGGAUGCAGGAGAGAGUUACUGCUUCAUGGCCGCAGCGUUCAUCCCCUCCAGACCCAAAGGCAGCCAGCUGGGGGCGUGGAGCCAGCAGCUGUGCACACCUCAUGAGGAGAACAUCCUGCAUGAGCUGCACCUGGGCACUUGGGUCGGUAUAAUCUUCAUCCUGCUCACAGUCUUCUUCAUUAUCGUCACGGUGACCGUCCUCUGCUGCAGAUGCUGCCGACAGAGAAACUCAACUCAGUCAUCCACACCUGUUUAGUGUGUGUGUGUGUGUGUGUUUCUGUGUCUCUAUGUGUGUGUGUGUGUUUCUGUGUCUCUAUGUGUGGGUGUGUGUUUCUGUGUGUGUCUAUGUGUGGGUGUGUGUUUCUGUGUGUGUCUAAGUGUGGGUGUGUGUCUUUAGGGAGCUGGACUCUCUCCUUUUCUCUUUGUUCACUGUAUUUGUCAUUAUUUUCUUAUUGUAUUUUCACAUUAGUGUUAAUGUUAGUUGUGCUGCUUGUUCUAACACCUCUAUGUGUUUAAUAUCUGAAUUGUAAACCUGUUCACAUUUAUCAACUGUUGAAAUAAGUACUCAAAUAUUUUACUUUAGUAAAAGUAGUAAAAGUCUAUUUUUUUAAUAGGAGAAGUCCUGCAUUCAAAACUCGACUAAAAGUACAAAAGCAUUAGCAUCAAAAUAUGAUGAAAGUACCAAAACUAAAAGUACUUAUCAUGAAGAAUGAUCUAUUCUCAGAAUAACAUAUAUUAUAUAUAUAUAUAUAUAUAUAUUAUUGGUUACACAUCCAUAUGUACAUUAUUUGAUUAGUUGAUUUAUAUUUGUAUUACUGACACAAGCCUGCAGAAUAACUACUACAGUAACUAAACUGAACAAUGUAAAGGAACAAAAAGUACAAUAAUUGGCUCAAAACUUUAGUGUAGUAGAAAAGCAUGUACGGCAUAGUAUAAAGCAUCAUAAAAAGGAAAUACAAGUUGAAGUUUAGGUCAAAUUGUACAUAAAACUGUGAGCCACCAGUGCAUUAAUCCCAUGUGUUUAAAUGUGGUCCAAAAAUCACGAGGAGAUCAACAAUCAUGGACAAUUUAGUUUUGAAAUAUCAUAUUCUUACCACAGCUACAUUCCAAACAGGAAGAACUGGCGUUAGAUUAAACUGUAUUAGUGCAGACUCAAUGUGUAACAUUCUCUCACAAAUAUACCCUCUAAUUCCUUUUUUAACCUGUCAUGUAAAUCCUGUUUCCCUCACACUGUUUCUUCUCAACACAAUUGUAUUAUUAUUUUUGUAUUAUUAUCUUUCCUUCAUGUUCUGUCAGGACCAAAUGAAAGUAACCACUAAAUGACAGGACAUGAAGUGUUUAGUGACCCCUAGUGGCUGCCCCAUGACACUGCAGCAACAUGGGCAAACUCACCUCGAAAUCCAGAUUCAGCUAAUCUUUCAAAAAAAGCUUGUUUAUGGAAUCAUUUAAAAUCAAUGAUUAUUUGUAUGUGUCACGAGAGUACCUUUUGUUGAUCAAAAAGAUUCAAGCAAUAAAACAUUCACAAACAAAUAAAA